GUUCAGGCAGCCAAUCAGAAGCGCUCCCAAAGAACGAGUUUGCCUGCAUCUGUGACUGGCAUCUUCAGUGCUAUUGGAACAUGGCCAUACAGCCCGGAAACCCACAACACCCCUGAACUCACUAAGUUAAGCAAUUUCUCCAUCCUGGUUUAUGACACAGGGAGUGGCAAAGAAAGAUUUGGACAGGGCAAACAAGAAACUGGAGAUUUCCUUUUGACAGAAAGCCUAUAAAGAUUUACCUUUGUCUCAAAUGCGAGGAGAUGAUCUCAUCCUUUUUUUGGAAAGCAAACAGUCGUCAGAGUCCUCCUCUUCCUGGCUGCUGCAGUGGGCCGGCCGAGCUGAUGAGUAAUUUCUCUCGCUCCUGAAGAAGAGAACUGUUGGCUGCUCAAGCAGGCAGACAAGGGAGAUCUUGACGGAGAUCUGCUGUUGGAUUUUGAAAUCAGCUGCCUCAAAGAAGAUGCCAACUCUGGACAUCUGGAACAGGAUUCCAGAAGAAAUUCUGUCUCAUAUAUUUUGCUACCUCCCUCUCAAGGACAGACAUGUGGCCUUCCAGGUUUGUCGGCUUUGGGCUGCGGCAGUUUCUUCCAGUUCUGUCUGGAACUUCACAGAGAUCAGCUGCAAGGAUGGAGAUGAGGAUGGGACGUUGCAGAGUUUGCACCAGUUCCUGCCCCUUAUCAGACAUCUGAAGAUUGUGUUUGAUCAGUCCAAGGAGGUAAUCCGGAGGAACGUCUCCCAGAUUUUAGACAUGCUAGCCCAGCAGAACCACAGGCUGCAGGCCCUCUGCAUUGCCUGCACGGGGGAGAAUCCUUACUUCUAUGCAGGCCAAGACAUCCUGCAGAGCAUCAAGAACAUCUGCAAGAGCGAGGGUAAGAUCAACCUUCAGAAGAUUGAUUUUCGGCAGAUGCCUUUCACUCUGGACGAUGGGAUUGUAGAGCUGAUUGCAACCUCCAGCCCAAACUUGCGCACCUUGUUCAUCAACAACCGCACCCUGGUUUGUAAUGUUAAGCCAGAAGCCAUUGUUAUGCUCCUCAGAGCUUGUCCAAAAUUGUCCACUUUGGGCAUCUAUUAUGCCAGCCUGUCUGAGGAGGUCUUUCUGGAACUGAUGAAGCCAGAUCGAGAACCUUUCAGUUGCCUGGACCUUUUCUGUGAACGUCUGGACAAAUAUGUCCCAGUCAUUACAGAAGAGAUUUGGGCUGCAGUGACUGAAAAGCAUCCACAACUCUACGUUGAACUAGAGUUGGAGCACACAGUCCCUGCCUGGAAGAUACCGCGGAUCCUGAAGCCAAAUAUCCCUGUGACUACUUUGCAACUGAACACUUUUACAUACAUGGUGAACCAGGUGAGGUUUGUCACCAGCAACUACAGCAGCAGUUUGGAGAGGCUGGUCCUUCACACCACUCCAUCUGAUGACCUCAAUUCCUCCUUAAUUGACCUGGCAAAGAAGUGUGUACGUUUGAAAGAAGUCCACUGUUACUGCACAGUUAGCCAAGCAGUGAUUGAGACUUUCUUGUCGCAUUGCACAGGCCUGAAAAGAUACACUCUGAAGAUCACCAAAGAACGACACCCUUGGCAACCAGUAAUCAUUGCAUGACUUGACUAAAGAGCUCACUUGCACCAACCUGCUCAGCCUGUUCAUACAUUACAAAAUCCCCAUGCUCCUCUUGUGAUCAGGCAUAUUCUGGGAAUUCAGAAUUUUCCAGGUGUGCAGGGACCAGGUGCGGGUGGGAAAUACAGGAAGCGGAUUGUGGUGGGUUUUCCAGGCUGUGUUGCUGUGGUCUGGUGGAUCUUGUUCCUAACGUUUCGCCUGUAUCUGUGGCUGGCA
Messenger RNA from Sphaerodactylus townsendi, 1822 nucleotides. RefSeq names its product F-box and leucine rich repeat protein 8 (gene FBXL8). The transcript is spliced from 4 exons. Bases 458 to 1591 code for a protein of 377 amino acids. Gene Ontology annotation, molecular function: protein binding. The record is from RefSeq and is a predicted model, not a curated record. NCBI's taxonomy places the organism in Eukaryota, Metazoa, Chordata, Lepidosauria, Squamata, Sphaerodactylidae.